AUCAGUCCCUCUGGGGUAGUUCAGUGUUGUGUUUAGUGUAAUGACGUGAUGACAGAUGCGUAAAGCGAAUCCGUGUUGUUGUAGGCAUGCCUUGUCCGCGGUGAAAGGGUGAAACGGGGAACAGGCAGGGUAAAAGACUGCAGGCGCUGCUUUUAAAAGACUCACGUAGAGUAUAAAACUAUAGUUUCUUGCCCAUUGUGAGACGCUCGACACGAGACAAGCUACAUUACGCACAGGCGGGGGGAGGGAGAGUUGAUAUUGAAAAGAAAAGAGACUGACCAGUCACAAUUCCAAGUUUACUUCGUCUGGUUUCUUCGGAACACUGCUGAUAGAUUUGGGCAUGCGGGGAAAAGUCCGUGUUUUUGGUUUUUGUGCGACAUCACGGGGUGUCAUUGUUACCUUUCUUUUCGUGACAUUUAAAAGGCAUCCACUUUAUUUUUUGCUAUUAUAACGGUACGUGUAAUUUACAUAUUUACAUUUUAUGUAUUUGGUUGAUGAUGGAAUGCGCUUCCUCUCGGUGACGCAAAAACCUGGACUUUAAGGCAUAUAUAUAUUUCACUAGCUCUGCUUUCCAGUCAGCCUGAGCUUUUUAGGAACUUUUCUGCCUGUGCUUUUUUGAGGCCGCGGAAAUGGGAGCGUGUCAACGGGACGUUGUGUCCGCGCUUUGCCGAAAAAGUUUCCGUUGGAUUGUGCUGCUGCUGUGGCUGACCUCUGCAGCUCAUGCGACCUGGAGGACGGGGCUUUACAAAUAUUCAGCUGGGACCCAACUCAACAGAGAGUCGUCCGCAGCGUCUCAAACCUCUAUUUAUCAAAAAAGGAACUGGUGUCCCCAUACAGUCACUAAGACGGUGACUUGCCAGGUGCAGAAUGGGACAACCCUGCAGCGUGUCUACCAGACAUGUCGCUGGCCACAGGGCUGCACAGGGGGCAGCUACCGGACAGUGGUCAGACCCUCCUAUAAGAUGGUGUACCGUACCAUCAACUCUCUGGAGUGGAAGUGCUGUCCAGGCUACAGCGGCACGGCCUGUGAAGAAGAGUCAGGAAACCAGCUGGUGGCUCAGGAGGCGGUGAGGAAGCCGUCCACUCUUCGCCGUCCUCCUGCCUCUGCCCGCACAGAAGCAGGAACAGGGGAACAGCUCUCCAACAAUUGCCUCAACUGUAGUCGAUUCACAGCACUGACAGACAGACUCAGCUCACUGGAGGAAAAGGUCCAAGUGCUGUCCUCUCCUGCCUCCACUUCACACCGCCACCUACAGGGUGAAGAAGGAACAGCACCGGAGUCUUCCUCACAGACAGGGGCUCCACAAACCAAAGGAGCCCCUGGCGAGCAGGGACCCGUAGGUCCACAGGGCGAUAGAGGCAGAGACGGUACCCCUGGACAAGAUGGGAAGCUCGGGUCUCGGGGACUGCCGGGCCCCAGUGGCCCCAGGGGCGAUGCUGGGGUGAGAGGCCCUUCUGGGACCCCAGGACCAGUGGGACCCAAAGGUCCAUCAGGUCUCCCAGGAGAGAGGGGUCUACCUGGGCUUCCUGGACCUCCUGGACCCCCUGGACCCCCGGCCCCAGCCAGCGCCCGCAUCCCAGAGCCAGACCGGGGUCAGGGCAAGGAGCUGCUCCUCUCCAACACCUUCCCUGACCCACGAGGGAUGCCUGUCCAAGGCCCACAAGGCCCUGCUGGACCUGCUGGUCCUCCAGGCCCCAAAGGCCCCGUGGGACCCCCUGGCCCAGCAGGACAGAACGGGAAGUCGGGUGCCCCCGGGUUACACGGCCCGGUGGGGCCGAAAGGAGAACGUGGGGAGAGAGGUCCUCUGGGUUAUCCAGGAGAGAGAGGUUUCAGAGGAGAGCCGGGAGUAGCAGGAGCCAAGGGAGAGCCAGGACAGAAAGGCCUGCCGAACAAUCUAAAUGGGGACGGGAUACAUCAGAUCAGAGAAGCGCUGAAGAUCUUAGCUGAGAGGGUUUUAAUCCUCGAGACUAUGAUCGGUAUUCAUGAGCCUGAUCUAGGGUCUGGAGAUGGUCAAUUCGGGACUGCGUCCCCAGGUGGUUUCUACAGGGAUAAGCGAGCAGGAGCCGAACCCUAUCGGCUCGUCUCCCCUCCUCUGUUCUCAGACACCAAGGUUCAGGGGAAGUAGCAUUGUUCCCUGCUGCAUCUGAGGAUCACAGGCUGGGUUUAACUACCCCCUCCCUUAGGUCUCUCUGGCACUCUACUGAUCCAGACCUUAUCUGAUACCCUCUGUGGGCUGUACCAUCAGACGAAAGGUGGGGGACACCUCAGGGAAGCUCCACUGGUGUUCCGGAGUCUGCCCACCUUCAUUGGGAACCAGUACCAGCCACCUUUACCCCAACAUACACCUCCCCGUAGACCCAUAGCUCCCCCUGUGUCCCAUCCCUGUGGCUACAGCUAGGAAAUAUUUCAAGAAAAUAUCCUAUAGGCCUCUGGAAAACAUGCAAACAUUAAAAAGCUUGAUAUGUUAAAUGGUGCUCAAUCAUCUGAAAACAAUUCUGGACUAUAAGGGUCAUUGCAGGAUAGUAUAAAUUGCUGUAAAUUAAAGGAGGAAUUAAGUGUAAAAGAAAAGACUGGCUCCGAGAAUUUGUUUGGACUAUAACAAUGUUGGCAAUCUGAGGUUUACUUAUUUUAAUAUAUUGAGCAUGUACAGACUGCAAGGCACACGUACACAAAAAAAACUCUUCCUCUUAUAUUCCUUUUGUUUUGUUUCUAUAAUAUUGUGUUACUCCUUACUAUGUAGUGCACUAUAAAGAUGAAGACAUGACACACCUUUCCUAUUGAGAUGUCAGUUAGUAGUACCAUGUUAUGGAAAGCAUUGCUUAUCAGUGCACAGUAUUUGUCUUGGUGUCUGAUAACCACCCCUUUAAAUCAAACAAAUCCAACAAGAGAUUGAAUUGUAAUUAUUUUAUUCACAUUUUAUUGUAGAUUUGUUGGUGCACAAAAAAAUGCAGUUAUGUGCUACCUGUUUCUACAUUCUUAGACAGUAUUUGUUCUCAACAGCAGUGCUGGAAUACAAAACUCAUACCCAUAUAGCUAAGUAUCUCCUUUACCAAAACUGACAUGUGAUCAAAUUCCUGCAUUUAUUUCAAACCCCAAACUGCAGCUCCUGCAUAAACUGGCAGUAGUUCACUUAUUUUAAACCCACAAGCUAAAGCAAUGACAUCUCUAAGAACCCCCACUCAUGGGACAGGUGUAUCUUUCUCCUGCAGCAGCUUCAGUCCUACGCACACACAUCACACAGUAGUACAGGACCUGUUGAUGCAACUUGAAUACAUGUUUGUGUAACUUUGUACCACUAUUACAUUCUUAUACUUAGACUGAUUUCCCUGUCACAGUAAAAAAAAAACUGCUUCUUUGAUAAUUUGUUUCAUUAUCUUAUAAUACAAAUGUUGUGAAUUAUUUAAAACUAUAUAAAUAGAAGCUUAUUGUUUUGUAUGCUGAACAUCAUAUGUAUUUUCCAUUUGGGGCAUAUUUGAUAUUGCUUGCUAAUGUGUUAUUGUGCUAAAAUAAUAUUCUAGAUGGUUUUUAUAAUAAAUAAUUGUUUUGCUUUUUUAA
Molecule: messenger RNA, 3556 nt
Organism: Salvelinus fontinalis (brook trout)
Lineage: Eukaryota; Metazoa; Chordata; Actinopteri; Salmoniformes; Salmonidae
Gene: emid1
Product: EMI domain containing 1
Exons: 17
Coding region: 630-2126 (498 amino acids)
Molecular function (GO): protein binding
Source: RefSeq, a predicted model, not a curated record